Carassius gibelio (silver crucian carp) is the source of this 4150-nucleotide messenger RNA. RefSeq names its product high affinity cAMP-specific 3',5'-cyclic phosphodiesterase 7A. Gene Ontology annotation, molecular function: 3',5'-cyclic-AMP phosphodiesterase activity. The transcript is spliced from 15 exons. The coding region runs from base 1214 to 2572 and encodes 452 amino acids. The record is from RefSeq and is a predicted model, not a curated record. Lineage: Eukaryota; Metazoa; Chordata; Actinopteri; Cypriniformes; Cyprinidae.
UUAUUUUUUUUUUGUUAUUAUACUAGUAGUAGUAUGUUUUAUACCAAAUAAUAAUAGAAUAUUAAUAUUAACACUGUAAAGGUAUUUAGUGUGUCCACAUAUGUGUAUAUAUAUUAAAAUAUGUAUAUCUGGUAGGAGUUCAUUUUUAGAAGGACACCAGUAUAUAAAUGGCUUCAGAGCCAACAGACAUAGACUCAAUUUUAGACAACUCCAAUUUUUUCAUAACGUUGAACCACAGUUUUUACAGUUUUCGCUCAAAUUAAGAAUGGUUUCUGCACUGUUGGUGAUAAGAGAAAAUGUUUUAUCAUCUCCAUGCAUACGUUAUAAAGCACCCCAUUCAACAGAUUGCUGUAUGUCACAAACAGUGCCUUAGAGUUGAAGCAGUAGCGUUUUAGACGGUUAUACACACACUUUGCAGACUCGUAGAAGCAGGGCAAUUAUCUUUUUGUAAACACAGAAUUUUUGUGUUCGUGCAGUCAUAAAACAUAAGUGACUGUUGCAACGCUUUGUGUGUGUGUGUGUGUAGGUGCCCCUUACUGCUGUGUUUGUUAGGAACCAUAGCAGAGGGCGGUAGUUAAGCAUGUGCCUGGACUCUGGGGGCAGUGGUUUGGGCUGUAGCCAACAUCACAGAUGGCCAGGAUCUCUCGCUCUCCAUCGUCAUUCUUCUUUUCACUCUUUUUCCCCUCUCAACUUCUCCCACACUUGUUUUUCUCAAACAUGCUUUUUGUAAACCAACAAUCGGCUUCCCAAAAACUAGAGUGUUGCAAUAUCAGUCACGAUUACACAUACAUGCAGCCCAAACACACUUGAAACAACAAAGACCAGGGAAUGAAAAACGCCACUCGAAUUGUGUUUAGUAAUUACAACAUGUGUUUUCAAGAAUCCCAAUAACAUGUUAGAUUAUGCAGUGCUUUCUAGAAUGUUAAGGCAGUUAACGUGUCUCUGAUGUGCCUGUGCUUGUGAUUCACACACUUAUUCAUGUUCUGCAUUACUUUACUGCAUCAAUGACUUAUCAGAAGCUCGACUGCAUGUUUUUGCCAUUUAGGCAGAGCAGCCCGUUCCGAGCGGCAUGUGAAGCAUUGUGAUCCUCCGGUGUCCACCAUAUUUGUUGGCUCUUGCUGAAACCGUUGGCAGCUAGUUUGCGAGUGAAGAGCCAAAGAGACGUGGAGCAAUCUCCUAUGACAGCUCUGAUCAAACCGCUCUGUAUAUUCGCAUGCUAGCUGUGACAAACAAAACAAUCAAACCCUCAUUCGUGUUUACACCAGGAGCUUGUGUAAUAUUCAAACAGCUGUUUUCAAGAGAUGUGAGAGUGAGAAGUCAGGUAGGCUUUGAACCUGAACGAAGAGGCUCGCACCCGUACCUGGGCGUCGAUUUCCGCACAUUACACUCCCGUGCUGAGUCAGCAGGGUCGAUUCCAGCUCGGAGGAUCCGGAGGCUCUUUAGUUUCCAGCGACACCUGCUUUCGUCCCGUCUGCUGCGAGGAGCGCCACACCUCAACCCCCUCCACAUCCUGGACGAGGACUACUGCGGUCAGGCCAAGUGUAUGCUUGAAAAGGUUGGAACCUGGAAUUUUGAUAUAUUCCUCUUCGACAGACUUACAAAUGGAAACAGUCUUGUCUUCUUGACAUUUCAUUUGCUGAACCAGUAUGGCCUCAUUGAGCUCUUCCAGUUAGACAUGGUUAAAGUGCGUCGGUUUCUAGUUCUGGUUCAAGAAGAUUACCACAAUCAGAACCCUUACCAUAAUGCAGUCCAUGCUGCUGAUGUCACCCAGGCCAUGCACUGUUACCUGAGAGAACCCAAGCUCGCUGAGUCCCUCACAUCAUUCGACAUCCUCUUAGGGUUGCUGGCUGCGGUCACACAUGAUCUGGACCACCCUGGAGUCAACCAGCCUUUCCUCAUCAAAACCAACCAUUACCUUGCAGCUUUGUACCGGAAUACCUCGGUUCUGGAAAACCAUCACUGGAGGUCUGCAGUGGGUCUGCUCAGAGAGACCGAACUCUUUUCCCAUCUUCCUGCGGAAGACAGUCUGGGUAUAGAGAGGCAGCUGGGGUCGCUUAUUCUGGCCACAGAUAUCACCCGACAGAAUGAGUACCUGUCCCGCUUCAGGACACAUCUGGAUGAGAACGACUUGUGUUUAGGACACGCUUCUCAUCGACAUUUCGUUCUGCAGAUGGCCCUGAAGUGUGCAGAUAUCUGUAACCCGUGUCGACCGUGGGAACUCAGCAAACAGUGGAGUGAGAAGGUCACAGAGGAGUUCUUCCACCAAGGAGACAUUGAAAAGAAGCAUAAACUUGAAAUAAGUCCACUGUGUGAUAGUGAAGCCAACACCAUAGCCAGUGUUCAAAUCGGUUUCAUGACUUAUGUGGUGGAGCCUCUGUUUGCCGAGUGGGCGCGCUUUUCAGACACGCGGCUCUCUCAGACCAUGCUCGGCCAUUUGGGCCUGAACAAGGCCAGUUGGAGUGCCAUGGAUCCCGAGACAUCGGGGAGCUCCGAGGAGGGGGAAUCCGAACCGGGCCGUCCCACAGAAGAGCCCAGUUCCAGAGCCUUAUCUCAGGGAAGCCAAGAGACAUGACACCCCAGCGCUCGCAGAACACCUCUACUGCCCUCAGCCAAACAUCUUACGUCACCCUUGAGUUGCUCGCCACCCAUCUCCAACCAACCACUGAUGAUUUCUUUUCUUCUUUUUCGUUCGUUCGUCGAUUUAAUUUAUUUAAUUUUAAGCGCUCAUUUACCCUUAAACAUAGAGCAAUACAUAGAUACCUCAUUUGGCUACUGCUGCAAUUUUGGUUUCUUUUAAUUAUUGUGAUAUUUAUUUAAGCUUAUUUGUUUAGUUUUUCUUUUUUCUUUUGGGCGUUACUAAUUCAACUCUGAUGCUUUGAUUAAAGACUGUAAGGGAAUGUGGGGUAGGAAGGAACCCCCUCCGAUGGCUUUAAAGUGCCAUUUUUGAAACAUUGAAUUGUUUUGAAAGUCAUUUGAAACCCCUUGAGUAUUUAAAGGAGAGGUUUUUUACAACCACACCAAGAGACAAUGUGUGUGAAACCGAAUGUGUGCGAGCAUGUUUGUGUGCGAGUGUGUGCCAGUGCUUCUGCAAAUCAAUCUUCCUCCUUGUGUACAAAAAUACAAAUGUGAAGAGCCCAGUCCUUUUGCUGCCUCUGAAGACUGUUUACACAUGUUGUUUCUAACUGAAUCAUGUUCGUUCUGUGAUAAUUGCCUUUUAAGCACAGAUGUGAAGAACCACUUUUUUUUUUUUCUCUCAAAACCUACUGCUGAUGAUCAACAAAAUCUGUCAGACUGCAACCCCAUCGGCAAGACGCAUCAGAUGUCAUACGAAUGCCAUUUGUGCUCCAUUGCAUCUUUCUCUCCCCUGUAUUUCAGACAAUUGAAGGAACGACGCGUGGUGAAAGGUGGCAGAGAUGAACCCUUUUGACCAUGGAAGAAGGAUUAAUGUCACGGGACAUGUAGCUGAACGGACUCUCCAUGGAUUUUGCUCAGGGUUUCACCGACCUGCUUAUUUCGGAGAAACAAGGAAGUAAAGGUGCCUUUUAUAGGUAGCCACCACUCCUCUCUUUCUCUCUCUCCUCUGUAUUUUGUAAAGAAAGAUAAGUCCUUCUCAGAAUGUCUCAAAGCCACUCGUCUCUUCGGAAGACUGCUACACAAUGCCUUAAAACUAUGCACAAAGCUAAGUGACCAAACCAGCUUUCGUUUUCAUUUUAAACUCAUCCCAUCGUCUAUUUAGUGCACUGUCUGACCCUUUACCUUUCUGUUGUGGAGAAACCUUUUUUUUUUAUUUUAAGGAGGAGAAUUGGUUUAAUGAUUUGAUUUUUAACAUUAAACAUUCCAUUAUUCCGUAUUGUUUUGGAUUCUGUACAGAACGGACAGUUGAUUUUUUUUUUUUUUUUGUUCUUCUCUUGAUACUUGGAAAGGGAAGAGGUGCUUUAUUUUAGGUGAUUUGUAUAUUUGUUGUAAGUGCUGUAAGACUGUUGAUUUAAGAAAAAAAAACUGUUUACUGUAAAACUGUAACAGCCAUUUUGGGGAGACGACCUAUGCGUCAAGCCAUUUUGUAAAGGCUUUGCCGUAUAACCUUUUGAUACAUACUUGUUGCAGUUGCAUUUUUGAUGAAUAAAACUUCACAAAAUAUUUCUCUACUGCA